Rhododendron vialii is the source of this 599-nucleotide messenger RNA. RefSeq names its product UDP-glycosyltransferase 71A16-like. Bases 115 to 456 code for a protein of 113 amino acids. Lineage: Eukaryota; Viridiplantae; Streptophyta; Magnoliopsida; Ericales; Ericaceae. The transcript has a single exon. The record is from RefSeq and is a predicted model, not a curated record.
UAUAAAUUAGCAAUUCCACCAAAGUACCCUCUCUCCAUCUCAAAGAACAACAACAAUACUCGUCCUAGCUAGCUAGUUGGACUGUUGGAGCACAAUAAACGGGUGAUCGAAAUAAUGGCGGCGGCGGCGGAGCUGGUGUUUAUCCCUGCCUCUGGAAUGGGCCACCUGGCGGCAACGGUGGAGAUGGCCAAGCGACUCAUCGGCCGAGACCACCGUCUGUCAAUCACGGUCCUCAUAAUGAAAACCCCGUUUGAUAAAUCAAAAGUCAUCUCAACCACCCAAUCGCUGCUACUACAGGCGGCGGAGGAUAGGUUAAAGUUCGUUCACCUCCCUCAAGAUGACGAGGCGGCGGCAGUCGCGGAGCUUCGGUCCAAGAACUCCGGCAACUUCAUGUCGGAGUUUGUCAACAUGAACAAGCGCCACGUGAGAGAUCACGUAACGAAGAUGCAUAUCUAGACCCAGUCGGGUCGACUCACCGGGUUCGUCGUCGACAUGUUCUGCACCCCGAUGAUGGACGUGGCGGCCGAGUUCGGGCUCCCCACCUACGUUUUCUUCACCACCAGCUGUGCCGUUCUCGGCCUCUUGUUCCACCUCGAUAC